Messenger RNA from Daphnia carinata, 583 nucleotides. RefSeq names its product large ribosomal subunit protein eL32 (gene RpL32). The transcript is spliced from 4 exons. NCBI's taxonomy places the organism in Eukaryota, Metazoa, Arthropoda, Branchiopoda, Diplostraca, Daphniidae. The coding region runs from base 109 to 513 and encodes 134 amino acids. Gene Ontology annotation, cellular component: ribosome; cytosolic large ribosomal subunit. Gene Ontology annotation, molecular function: structural constituent of ribosome. The record is from RefSeq and is a predicted model, not a curated record. Gene Ontology annotation, biological process: translation.
AACAGACUUGCUGUUUAGCUCUACCCUUUACGUCUGUCUUGGUAGUUUUGGUCUUUUCCAUUGGCUUGCUCUUUCGCUGAGCACCUCAACCUGAAUUGAGACCUGAAAAUGGCCAUCCGCCCAGCAUCAAGGCCGAAGAUCGUCAAGAAGAGGACGAAACAGUUUAUUCGUCAUCAGAGCGAUCGUUAUGACAAGCUCAAGAGGAACUGGCGUAGGCCUAAGGGUAUUGACAACAGAGUGCGAAGGAAGUUCAAGGGACAGUACCUGAUGCCCAAGAUUGGUUAUGGUUCUGCCAAAAACACCAAGCACAUGCUUCCCAACGGCUUCAGGAAAGUCGUCAUCCACAACAUCAAGGAGUUGGAAAUCCUUAUGAUGCAGAACCGCAAGUACUGCGCUGAAAUCGGCCAUGCCGUGUCAUCUAAGAAGCGCAAGACUAUCGUCGAGCGUGCUAAGCAGUUGGCCAUCAAGCUCACCAACCCCAACGCCCGCCUCCGCUCCGAGGAGAACGAAUAAAGAUGAAACAUUAUGCGUGUGUGGAAUUGCUUGUGAUAUGUAUUGCUAUUGCGGUUAUAAAUACAGUCCA